AUGCAUAGCGUCGCACGCGAGAAUCUUCAAGCCUACCUUCAUUCCUACAAAUCAUCGUCGAAAGAGCCCGGAAUCCCGAUUAUCCAUAAUAGUAGUGUUGAUGAGCGACGUCGAAAGCAUCACGAGCACAUUUCGGCGAUUCAGGCUCUCGAAGGCGCUAGGAAACGUCAUGUAGCGUUCGCCGUUCAAGCGCAACGCGAUUACGACGGAAGUGUCGACGAGCGAGCGCCGAUCAAAGGCAAAACGGUAUCAUUCGCGAAUGGCGACUUCAUCCACAUUUUCGUGAAAUUCAACGCGCAUUGGUGGAUCGGUCGAAUUGUUCGCUCGCAUUCGGAAUUUGGAUUCGUGCCAACUGCGCGCCGACUUGCGAACUAUAUGAUUGAUGAGGAUGUGCCGCCACCGCCGCCGCCGCCACCAUCGCAAAAUCAACAUGUACAACAGGAAAAAUCGAUAUGGGAGCCCAAGUGCGCCUACAAGGUGGUGCCGUGCUCGCGGCCCAUCAUUUUCCUCGGUCCGACACUACAGCAUUCAAGGCUCACGCAGCUCCUUCAUCUCGCUCUACGCGAGGAAGUCUUGAAGCAUUUUGGAAAGAAGAUGAAAUAUCUAAAAUCGGAUAUUGGGUGCAGCUUACAAGGCGCCGAACGCGGUCGCGGCGCUCGCUGGCUACGAGGCGGACGUGAGAAUCGCGACGCGAACGAAAAUCAAGAGGUCGAGCUCAUAAUGCGAAUGACAUCGAAACUUCAUCUGGUGCUCGUCGACUCGCCGCAUAUUCACACACCCGAUGAUAUUCUUUGCAAAUUGUUGCGCAACACCGGCAGCACACGUAUGACGGCUGAGAUCGAAGUGGCGAAUGUGCUCAAAACGAUGAACAACGAUAGAGUAGGUGAUGAAGAGCUGUUAGCGAGUGGAUUCGACAUGGUCAUCGAGGAAAAUGGAUUGAAAGAAGCGACGUGGCGAAUAAUUUCGUUUCUCGAAAAAUAUUUGCACGCUUUGCAUUAUCAUCCAAAUGAAUAA
This is a messenger RNA of Caenorhabditis bovis, 1014 nucleotides long. Lineage: Eukaryota; Metazoa; Nematoda; Chromadorea; Rhabditida; Rhabditidae. The record is from the annotation of a GenBank genome assembly.